AUGCCUGAAGAAUCUAUCAAAGUUGCUGUACGUGUUCGUCCAUUUAGUCAACGAGAAAAAGAUCGAAGUGCAAAACUUGUUAUUAAAAUGCAAGGAAAAUCAACGUUUAUUACUGAUCCAAAAGCACCACGUUUUAAUUGUACAUUAUUUGCAUAUGGUCAAACAGGCUCUGGAAAAAGCUAUUCAAUGAUUGGUUAUGGUGUUAAUCGUGGAAUUAUUCCAAUUGUGUGUAAUGAAUUAUUUCGUGAAAUGCAAAAAAAGAAAGUUUCAUCGACUCGCUUUGAGGUUUCUUUUUCUAUGAUGGAAAUUUACAAUGAACAAGUUCGUGAUUUAUCAACGAAAGAAUUUCCUAAAGGAGGUCUUUCUGUUCGUCAACAUCCAACAUCAGGUUAUUUUUAUCCACAAGGUCUUCGUAUUCUACCUGUUGGUAGUUAUGAUGAUAUUGAUCGUCGUAUUGUUGAAGGUACAGAAAAUCGAACAAUAGCUGCAACAAAUAUGAAUGCAACAAGUAGUCGUGCACAUACAGUUGUUACUAUAUAUUUUGAUCAAAUUAUUAAAACUGAUCGUGGUGAAACAAAAAAAACAAGUGUUAUUAAUCUUGUUGAUUUAGCUGGAUCUGAAAGAGUUUCUAAUACAGGAGCAACUGGAGAUAGAUUAAAAGAAAGCACAAAUAUUAAUAAGUCAUUAUCAACAUUAGGUAAUGUUAUAUCAGCAUUAGCUGAUAUAUCAUCGGGAACAAAACGAAAGAUCGUUAUACCAUAUCGUGAAUCCGUACUAACAAAAUUACUUCAAAAUGCUCUUGGUGGAAAUAGCAAAUAUAAUUUACAAUUAGAUAUUCUACCUGGUAUGACCAGUCAAGAUAUUGAAUUAAUGAGAAAAAAUAUGCAAGAAGAAAUUCUUUCACAAAUACAAGCUAACCAACAAAUGUUACAAAACUCUAAGACAUCUUGGGAUUUAAAGCUUAAAAAUGCUCAAUUGGAUGAGAAAAAAUCUCCAAAUCAACUCAAUAAAAAAGUUCCGUAUCUUGCUAAUUUAAAUGAAGAUCCAAUGUUAUCUUAUGUUAUAUUACAUUAUUUUAAUACUGAUGAAAUAACAAUUGGUAGUCGAAAUUCCACUAUAUGUCUUUAUGGUUUAAAUAUUCUUGAACGGCAUGCUACUAUUCGAUCUAUAGAUUCAUAUAGAUAUGAAUUAAUAGCAGCUGAACCUGGUUCAAAAAUUAAAGUGAAUGGAUACAAUUUAAAUGGAUCAACACAACUUCGACAUAAAGAUCGUAUUUUGUUUGGUGCAAAUCAUGUUUAUGUAUAUUUAAAUCCAUCUAAUGAAAAAGACGCUUCACCAGAUUUACCAUCAAUAAUAACAUGGGAAUUUGCACAAAAAGAAAUUGCUAAAGCAAAAGGUUAUUCAUUAGGAAAUAAUUUAACUAUUGAACAAGAAGAAAUUCAAGAAAAAAUUUUAAGUUUAUUACCAUUAUUAUCAGAAGUAAAUGCCAUAAGUGAAGAACUUAAUAAAUAUCGUACAUUCGAAAUUGUUCUUAUGCCAAUAUCAGCAUGGGAAGGUACAGCAAUUAAAGGAUCAAGAGUAAUGAUUAAAAUGAGAAAUCUUCUUAAUCAAAAUAUUUGGUAUUGGGAUGAUGCAAAAUUUAUUAAUCGAAGUUUUAUUAUUAAAGAACAUUAUCAACAAUUUUUAGAUGGAGAAGAAGAAAUUUUGUACAUUGCAAAAGAUGAUGAUCCAUUUUGGGAACCUGUAGAAGAUAUUUUACUUGGUACAGCUAAUGCUUUUCUUCAAAGUUUAGCUUAUUCACUUGAUUUUGCUGAUGAAAUUUGUAUUGUGGAUUAUAAAGGUUUAGAACAAGGUCGUUUAAGUAUUAAUCUUUGUCCAUGUUCACCAAGUGGUAAAGUGGUAAAUGAUGAACAAUUUGUUGAACAACCUGAACAACUUUUUAAUAAACCAUAUAGUUUUAAAAUAACAAUGCGUUUUAUUGAAAUAAACGAUGAACGUCAUAAUAAAGGUCUUCGCAUACGUUAUAAAGUUUUUAAUGAAUUAGAAUUUACUGAAACAAACAUUAUUUGUCGUAAUACUGUAUGUGCUAAUGUUAAACAAGCACGUAUUAUCACAAUACCAAGUGUUGAUGAAGAUUGGUUAAGAUUUUUUCAAGAUGGUUGUAUUAUAUUUCAAAUAUUUGCUGUACAAGAAGAAAGCAAACCAAAUACUGGUUUAUUUAAAAUGACAACUCGAGUAAUGAAUAAGGAAAAAGAUAAUAACAAAACAUAUUCAUCUUUCAUUUGA
This is a messenger RNA of Rotaria sp. Silwood2, 2286 nucleotides long. Lineage: Eukaryota; Metazoa; Rotifera; Eurotatoria; Philodinida; Philodinidae. The record is from the annotation of a GenBank genome assembly.